CAGCAAAAGCUCCUGGUUUUUUUUAUAUUAUAUAUAUAUAUAUAUAUCUUGCAAACCGACAGCUUCUCGUUUUAUACUUCAUCUGGUCCGGGAGGAGAGCACUUAGAACUUGCAUCGGGCUCUGCAGCAUUCAGGGACAGCCCAGGGCACUUUCUGCCUCUUUCCCUCCCUUCCCUCAAUCCUUUGUGGGGGGGGGCUUUUUUUUCGUUUUAAAUGUGUCCCUUUUUUGUUUUAUUUUCUCGUCUGGCUUCAAGAGCGGCGGCGGCUGAUUUCUUCAUGUGAGCCCAGCUAGUUUGAGAGGGAUCGCUACGUUGUGACAAGGAAGCCAAGGCAAGCAAGAGUCGAGUCUUCCCCCCCCCCCCCCCCCCCCCCCCCCUCACUUCUCUCUCCAUGCACUGUGCCAUUCAGAGAAGUUUUACUUACUGAGAAACCGUCCGUGCAAAGACGCUGGGGGGGGGAAAAAAAAGGAAAGGACAUCUGUACAAACACAGGCGAGAAACAAGACAAAAAAGGGACUUUAUAAAGUGUCAGGAACACCCAGAAGAGACUCAAAGCAAUGACUACAGAGCUGGCCAUUAAUGCAGAGUUGCCCACCAGCCCGCUUGCCAUGGAGUAUGUCAACGAUUUUGACCUGAUGAAAUUCGACGUGAAAAAGGAGCCCUUGGGAACUGACCGCUCUGGGAGACACUGCAACCGGUUACAGCCCACGGGGUCGGUCUCCUCCACCCCUAUCAGCACCCCUUGCAGCUCGGUGCCUUCUUCCCCGAGCUUCAGCCCCACCGAGCAGAAGACCCACCUGGAAGACCUGUACUGGAUGACAAGCAACUACCAACAGCUCAACCCGGAGGCUUUGAACUUCACCCCGGAGGACGCGGUAGAAGCCCUGAUUGGCAGCGCCCACGCCGUCCAGCAGCUGCAGGGCUUCGAUGGCUUCAGGAGCCACCACCACCACCACCAUCACCACCACCACCAGUACCAAGGGGUGAACCCCGACGAGCUGGGCAACGCCAGCGCCCACCAUCAGCAUCACAGCCAUCACCAACAGCACAGCUCGCCCGCCUCCUCUACCUCCUCCGCCUCGCAGCAGAUCCAGAGCUCCCCCCAUCACCAGAGCCUGCACGCCGAGGACAGGUUCUCCGACGAGCAGCUGGUCAGCAUGUCGGUGCGGGAGCUCAACAGGCAUCUCCGGGGCUUCUCCAAGGACGACGUGAUCCGCCUGAAGCAGAAACGCAGGACCCUGAAGAACCGGGGCUACGCUCAGUCCUGCAGGUACAAACGGGUGCAACAGAAGCACCUGCUGGAGAACGAGAAGACCCAGCUCAUUCAGCAGGUAGAGCAACUCAAGCAAGAGGUGGCUAGGCUGAUGAGGGAGCGAGAUGCCUACAAACUCAAGUGUGAGAAACUCGCCAGCAAUGGCUUCAGAGAGGCCGGGUCCACCAGCGACAGCCCACCGUCUCCAGAUUUCUUCAUUUAAGUCGACAGAUAAAGGGGAAUAUCGUGCUCUUCGUGCCUGGCUCAUCGUGUUUGCAAGAGCAACUACGGGGCAACAUCUGGACACAAGCAUUUGCUGGAAGCUUUGACCCUGUACGGUCAAUCUAAAGUAGGAUUAAACAGGAACACCCAUCGUUGCUAACAUCAUCUGUAAUGCGCUGCUCAAAGGGAUAGUGAAAGCAGAUUCAAUAAUCACUUUCAACAGGGAAUUGGAUAGAUACUUGCAAAUGAACAUAGAUUAUGAAAGAUGUCAGUUAGCUCCUCGAACAUGUUCCACCAUUAUGCUGAUCUGCAACCUAACUCCAGAAACCCACCUUUUCCUCGUAAUCUCUUAAUGCCUUUGGCUAACAAAAACCUAACAAUCUCAGUAUCAAAAUUAACAAUUGAUCUAGCCUCAAUUGCCAUUAGUGUAAGAGAAUUCGAAACCUCUGCCAUCCUUUGUGUGGAGUAGUAUUUCCUAGUUUCACUCCUAAAAGAUCUGAUUGGAAAUUUAGACUAUGACUCCAGUCCUAGACUCCCCAAGAAGUAGCAGAAAUAAUCUCUCCCAAUCUACCUAAUCAUGUCCCCUUAAUACUGUAAAUUGAAAACUUUGAUCAAAUCAUCCUUAACCUUGUAAACGUAAAAGAAGAAAAAAUGCAGGGCAAUGGGAAAAGAACACAUGCUUGGAUCUAUUUAGCUCUAUUGAAGAGCUGGCAGAGACAUGAUGGGCCGAAUGUCUUCCAUCUGUGCUGUAUGAUUCUCUGCCCACAAAUUUAAAAAAGAUUAUACACUGAUCCUUGCCUAUGUGAAGAUUGACAGUCAUUUUAUUUCACUUGUUAUUUUACACUGCUCUCCGCUGUUUAGUGUGUGUGCAUGUGUGUGUGAAUGCAAUUGUGUUUAAUUGUUGUUGACGAUGAGUAGGGCAAGUUAUUUUGUUUCUUUCAGCAAGAAAUGUGCUAAUGCUCAAGUCCACUUAGCAACUGGCAUUCUUACUGCCUUUGGGACAUUGAAGUUGUUGCGAAGCCUCUGUGCAGUAUGGCCAUAAACAUCGAAAUUCUCAGGGUUUGUUGUGGGACAUUGCAUUAGAUCAAAUCACUUAGCAUAAUAGUGAGCAUGAGUUGACAUUCUGACUAUUGUAGCACUGCAGCAUAAAAUCCUUAAGUGGGACUCUCGUCAUAUUAAGUUCCUACUAACUACUGCUUUAGUCCGCACAAAAUGAUUUGUGCACAUUUAUGAUGCAUUCUGAGUUCAAGCAGCCUUGCCUCCCCCCCCCACACUUCAACCAGAAAGGAAGUAUUCAUUUUCUUCCCGAACCGCCAUGCAAUGCUGCAUUCAUGUAAAAUGAUCUCUUAAGCCUUGCUUACACAUUGCUUUCAUCAUAGAUUCACCGGAUAAGAUCACUAAUGGCAUUUUUUUUAAUGAGCACACAAGUUCUCUCUUCCACACUUGCUGCGGGAAAAAAAAUAGAAAGUAUCAAAGACUUUAAUCUGAUUUGAUAAUAAUGCUGUAAUUAUUCCGUCAUUAUUGUAUUGGCCCUCAGCGGUUAGCAUUUUGCAAAGAGGGUCAAACUACAGGGAAUGAAUGCCCUAUUAUCAGAAGGCUACUACAAUACUCAAAACUCAUCGGCAUGCCACAGUUUUUAAAAACUCAUUCUCGGUGUCACUAGCAAGGCCAGCAUUUCUUGGUCAUUGCUAACUGCCCUUGGCAAGGUACUCAUGAAGCCCCUUCUUCUUGAACCUUUAAAAUGAGGCAGCCGGUGGAAGGAGGUAGCUACAAUCCAAAAAACUAUGAUGGGAGCAUUAGAGAGUCUCAGUGUAUUUAACUGCACAAAGCACUGGUGGAAAGAAACAGUUGCAGCUAAAAUUCUUAAGAGUGGGACCUUUUUAAAAUGAGCCAAAUGGCGCUAGCUCACCUGCCAUGCUCAGUGUUUUGGGAUGAGUGGUGCGAGUGAACAGAAAGAAGUCUGCACAGUAAGGCUGAUAAGAUAUUGCUUCUGUUAGUUUUUUUUUUA
Molecule: messenger RNA, 3481 nt
Organism: Carcharodon carcharias (great white shark)
Lineage: Eukaryota; Metazoa; Chordata; Chondrichthyes; Lamniformes; Lamnidae
Product: transcription factor MafB-like
Exons: 2
Coding region: 557-1474 (305 amino acids)
Biological process (GO): regulation of transcription by RNA polymerase II
Cellular component (GO): nucleus
Molecular function (GO): RNA polymerase II cis-regulatory region sequence-specific DNA binding; DNA-binding transcription factor activity, RNA polymerase II-specific
Source: RefSeq, a predicted model, not a curated record